AAGCUGUACCCACGGGCGUUGAACUACCUGGAGAUCCUCAAUCACAAGAAACAGACGGAUGAGUAUGCCUCUGAAACUCUACAAUACAACUAUGAGAUGUCGCAGAAGUUUCGGGCAAACUUCGAGCUCUUGACGCAGCAGCCCGAGAUCUCGCUCGGCUUCCGCAUCAAGUUGAUUGAGUUCUUGUUCAAGAUCGCGAUGAAGUUGAAGAUCACACCGUUUGUGACGUUCAAGGCUGUCAAGUUGUUUGACCGUUAUUGCUCGAAGCGCAUUGUGCUCGGCGACCAGUCCCAGCUCGUCGUCUGCACGUGCUUGUGGCUUGCGGCUAAGAUCACCGGGGGCUACCACCAGUCCUCCUACGCUCCACACUCCAACAUCCUCCUCAAAAACAAGCCUGAGCUUCCCACGCGGGACCUGAACUUUCGCUUGCCAAAGUUGAUCGAAUUUGUCAAGUUGUGCGGCAAGUCAUGCAACUACGAUGAGGGCAUGUUCGUGCAGAUGGAGUUGCAUAUCCUCCAGACGUUGAACUGGGAGCUCCACGACCCUAACGUGGAUGAGUUUUUGUUGACCAUCACCGACAACCAGCACUGUCUCGUAGACGACAACCAGUACGAGGUUUACAAAAUCAAACAGUUCAUGAGCUAUGUUGCGUUGUUUGUGCCCGAGAUGAUU
This is a messenger RNA of Babjeviella inositovora NRRL Y-12698, 672 nucleotides long. RefSeq names its product cyclin (gene HGC1). NCBI's taxonomy places the organism in Eukaryota, Fungi, Ascomycota, Pichiomycetes, Serinales. The record is from RefSeq and is a predicted model, not a curated record. The annotation marks the transcript as partial. The transcript has a single exon.